Messenger RNA from Rubroshorea leprosula, 1457 nucleotides. NCBI's taxonomy places the organism in Eukaryota, Viridiplantae, Streptophyta, Magnoliopsida, Malvales, Dipterocarpaceae. The record is from the annotation of a GenBank genome assembly.
CGUUUCUUCUGCUACAGAUAUUUUUUGGGUGCAUAAUAGAUCUGGAGAGAGAGAGAAAGGGAAGGAUUGUAAUAUUUUUUUUAAUGGAUAAAAGCUGUCACUCUGCAGAUUCUUGCACCACCACCACCACCACCACCACUACUAGUGGCAGCAGUGGCGCAAAUACAAACCCCACUACCACUACCACUACCAGGGAUAACUACCUCAACCAUCUGAACAAGCUUUCCCAUAAGAUCUCCAAACCAACCGCCGUUCCCUCAGUCAAGAAACCCACAUUUGAUUCGACCCAUCUGGGUCAGACACUGGCCCAGAACCAGAAUCAGCAGGUCUCAGUUCAGCCUCAGCCGUCAGUUCAGAGUCAGAGUAAUUUGCCGGCACAGCAGCAUCAGCCGCCGGUUUAUAACAUCAACAAGAAUGAUUUUCGAGAUGUGGUGCAGAAGCUAACGGGUUCGCCGGCUCACGAGAGGGUAUCUGCACCGCCGCCUCCGACGAUUCAACCAACCAAACCCCAGAGCUCUCGGCUCCAGAGGUUCCGCCCUCCUCCUUUGGUGCACGUUAGCAAUCGUCCGCCUCAUCUGCUAAAUUGCGCUCCCCCAAUUGUAAACCCUAGCUCUCAGCCCAAUCUUCCGAUUCCUGCGCCGACUGCCCCCAUAGGGAAUUUCGUUCAACGGCCACCGGCGCCUCUAUCGCCUCUCCCCCCGUUUCCUGCCGUUCAUUUGGCGGCUGAAUCCCCUGUUUCGGCUUAUAUGCGGUUCCUUCACAAUUCAGUAUCUACCGUUGACUCCAAUCCGAACCAAUUCUCUGGAUUCAUGCCGCUAUCCCCGCUGGUCUCCCCACGUUGGAACAACUUGGCUGUUCCGCGACAGCCCCUUCAGCCCCCUCCGCCACAGCCACCGCAGCCACAGCAGAGUACAUCAUCAGGAACCAUACAGUCACAGCUGCCGUCAUCACCGCUGCCAUUGGGGUACUUCUCUCCUCGUUCACCAUACCCUUUGUUCUCCCCAAGCCUCCUGUUUUCUCCUAAUUCGGGUCAGUUGGGGCUCCCUCUUUCUCCCACUGUACCAGUGCUAAGUCCAACACGGAAAGGACUCUGAUUAAGUGUUUUUUAGGUAAGAUUUUUCUAGAAAAGAAAGGAUUAGUAGUCUUAGGUUUUCUGUACAUGGUUAGAGAUGGGGUUGUUAAUUUCUAUUCAAUUACCAGUGGUUGGAUGCUGAAAAUGUCUACCCUGGUCAAUUAGAGGUUCGUUUUGUUUCUUUGUUAUGUAAAAAUACAAACUUUACAUUUGUGUUCCUUUUGGUCUUGUUGGCUACUGGGUGGAGAAAAAGAGUUAAUCAGUUCUUGUUAUUAUAUUAAGACUAUGUAUGGUAUCAAAUUACUACUUUGUUUGAUUGCCUUUUCUGUGAUUUUGUCUGCUAACUUUGCUUUGGCAAUUCUACUAAGAAAUAACAUGACAAUGU